Molecule: messenger RNA, 3814 nt
Organism: Girardinichthys multiradiatus
Lineage: Eukaryota; Metazoa; Chordata; Actinopteri; Cyprinodontiformes; Goodeidae
Product: gamma-aminobutyric acid type A receptor subunit pi
Exons: 10
Coding region: 284-1633 (449 amino acids)
Biological process (GO): signal transduction; monoatomic ion transmembrane transport; chemical synaptic transmission
Cellular component (GO): GABA-A receptor complex; neuron projection; membrane
Molecular function (GO): neurotransmitter receptor activity; extracellular ligand-gated monoatomic ion channel activity; GABA-A receptor activity
Source: RefSeq, a predicted model, not a curated record
UGCAGAGAGGUGGUGGGAUUUGCACAAACAACCAGCCGUGGCUCAUGCAUCAGGAUAUUGGAUGCAGCUGUGGUUUCCUGAAGAAACGCUGGGAUUUAAUGAAAAAUAACUGAGAGGGGAGAACGAUUUUAGCCCUUGGUAACACGUGGGAUAUAAAGACUAGGGAGACUUGGGUGGAAACAAAGGAUUAAGCAGCAGAGGAGGAGUGAAAGAAGAAAAGCCACUAGAUAGGUGGAAAAACAUCAAAGCAGCAGUGCCGUCGACCUCUGCCUGUUGAUCCGCAAUGGCUGUCCAGCUGAAUGAGCUUUUCUUCAUCUGCCUUACCAUCACACAGGGUGGUUGUAUGUUCCCUAACAACCACUGGGGUGAAUGGAAUGACUCUCAGCUUCAGCCCACCAUUCAGAGACUUAUGAAGGGAUACAAUCGCUACCUUAGGCCUAAUUUCAAUGAAGGUCCUGUGGAAAUUGGAAUGAGUCUGGAUAUUGCCAGCAUUGAUGCCAUCUCUGAAAUAAAUAUGGACUACACAGCAACCAUUUUCCUUCGUCAAAGGUGGCGCGAUUCCAGGCUGGUGUUUCCUGGGAAUGAGAGCGUGAGUGUGGACGGACGGCUGGUGUCAUUGCUAUGGAUACCGGAUACUUUCAUCCCAGACUCAAAGCGGUCCUUCCUUCACGAUGUGACAGUGGAGAACCGUCUCAUCCGCAUAUUCAGUAAUGGCACUGUUCUUUACGCCCUUCGCAUCACGGCCACAAUUGCCUGCAACAUGGAUUUAACCAAAUACCCCAUGGACAAACAGGUGUGCACCCUGCAGCUGGAGAGCUGGGGCUAUAAUAUACAGGACGUGGUGUUCUACUGGACAAGAGGGAAUGAUUCAGUGAAAGGUUUGCACACCUUGCGGCUGGCUCAGUACAGUGUGGAGAGCUACUAUACAUCGGUGUCGGAGGCUGUGUACGAAACAGGUCAUUACCCGAAGCUGGUGCUGCAUUUUUCCCUGCGCAGAAAUGUCUUGUUCUUUAUCUUGGAGACAUAUGUCCCCUCCAUUCUGCUUGUGGUUCUCUCCUGGGUGUCUUUCUGGAUCAGCCAGUCUUCUGUGCCAGCUCGAACAUGCAUUGGAGUGACAACCGUCUUGACCAUGACUACUCUCAUGAUGGGUGCCCGCACAUCCCUGCCCAAUGCUAACUGCUUCAUAAAGGCAAUAGAUGUUUACUUGGGCAUCUGUUUCACCUUCAUUUUUGGUGCACUGUUGGAAUAUGCCUGUGCUCAUUUUUAUACAAUGCAGCUUCAAACCAUAGAGGAUUUACACAGGGAGUUUUUGAGGGAGUUUGCUGAGUCUAAUGGAAGUGGUUUAGUCCCAGUUGUCAGCUCCAACCAACCGAACCAGUCCGUGGAGGUGCAGAGGACAGAGGAGCCAACUGAGGAGCCAGUGGACAGUGACAUUAGGAACCAUGCUGCUUCAACAGAAAAAGUGCGGAGUCAGGGCUGCGGCUUGUCAUCUGUGAAAGAUGCCUCACGUAGAGCAGCUGCUGUCUUCAUUGUUAAGAAUCCACACAAUAUUGAUCGCCAUGCCCGUACUGUUUUCCCUACAGCGUUUCUCUUUGUAAACAUCCUGUAUUGGCUGUAUUAUCUCUUUCUCUGAGUUCCAAUUACAGGCUGCCAGAUAGUUCAUUUCACUACCCUGAAGCUUUCCUACCUCCUCAUUGUGGCUGGACCUGAAAAUAUCUGAUAAAACAUUUUAUAGCAUGCAGAUAAAACUUGUUUUAGGGCAACAAAUACAAGAGAAACAGCUAGUCAGGACUGUGCUCUCUGCUGAAAUGUGCUGUUAAUCGUGUGUAAAUGAACAGCUCUUCAAGUAUCAGUAUAGGGCGUAUAUGAUGAAAAUGAUGCUUAAGAUGUGUAAACAUGUUUUUACAGUGCCUUCACAAAGUAUUAAUACUCACUGAACUUUUCCACAUGUUAUGGUUACAACUGCAAACUUCAAUGUGUUUUAUUGGGAUUUUAUGUGAUAUACCAAUCAAAAAAAGUGUAUAAUUGUGAAGUGGAAAAAACAGAUUGUCAAUUAUUUUAUUAAAAUAUUUGCAUCUGUUGCUAUGUAGCCCUUUUGAGUCACCACCUUUUAGUGCAAAUGUUGCCGCAAGUAUCUUGGGCUAUGUCUCUACUAGCUUUGCACAUCUUGAGGCUGGAUUUUCUGCCCACUCCUUUUUUGCUAAACAGCGGAAGUUCAAUCAGAUUAGAUGAAAACAUCAAUCAACAGGUUUUCAGGUCUGACAAGAGACUCAUUAUCGGAUUUACGAAAGCUGAUUCUUUCGAAUGAAGCUUUGGGAGGAUGUGUAGAGCCCUACUAGAAAGUAACCUCUGUCCCAGGCUUAAGUCUCAUUCGCCCUCUAAUAGGUUUUUCCUCGAAGAUCCGCUGGAGGAUUCCCUGGAGGAUUCACCCCACAGCAUGAUACUUCAACUCCCAUGUUUCACCAUGGUUCUGCUUUUUAUAAUGUGAUGCACAUUGUUAGUUUUCUGCCACAUAUAAUAUUUUAAAUGUAGCCCCAUAAGUCAGUGCUGGUCUCAUCUGACCAGACCAUAUUCUUUCACAUGUUUGCUGUAUCUCCUACUGUUGUGGCAAACUGUAUGUUGGAUUUUUUUCAGCAAUGGCUUUUCUGUUGCCACUCCCCCAUAUUGGCCAAAGGAGAACACAACCUGCACACUAGUGCCAACAGUCAACUUAUGUCAACUGUGAUCUUUCGUACACUCUGAAGAAUAUAUAAAGCAUACCCUAAUGAUUUGGCUGUUCUAAUUAACCUGCAAAACAUCUGCUGAACUCUAUAUUUUGUGUGCUGCUGUUGCUGCCAGUGUCGGGUUGGUUCUCUUCAGCUCCCACCCCACCCCAGCACCCCCCUUUGACACCAAGGUCCAAGGAGACUUUCUUCUCGUUUCCUGACAUGCGGAAGACAUGUUCAUGGAGACAAAGAUGCAUGCUUCACUCCAUGACAUGAUGAGCAGCAUGGCCAUGAAGUGAUGAGCUCAAAGCCUACUGUAAAUGCCAAACUCAAACCUAUACUACACUGGCUCAUGAAGAUGUAUUUAAACAUCUACAGGUGAGUUGCCUGACUGAACUAGUAGUUGUUGAGUUCUUUAAACAUAGUUUUGUCUUCUUGCCACAUGUCCGGAAAUAGUUGUCCUUUCGAUAGAUUCUCCCAUCUGUGCUGAGGAACUCUACAGCUCCUCCAGAGUUACUAUAGGUUUCUUGGCUGCUUCUCUGGUUAAAGCACCCCACUUUACCAUACAGUCAGGUAAGGGGAAUGGCCAUGUCUUGGUAGGUUUGCAGUUUUGCCAUACUCUUUGCAUUUUCAAAUCAUGUAUUGAACACUACUUUAGAUUUUUUGAAGUUUGGGAUAUUUUUUCACUAAUGGUUUUUAACAAACCUCUGAGGCCUUGACAAAACAGUAUUUAUACGAGAUUACGUUACACACAGUGGACUCUAUUUGCUUAUUUGGUUGACUUUUGAAUACAGUUAGUUGGACUGGAUUUUAUUAAGCAGUAUCAGAUUAACCUGUAUACAAAUACAGGCUCCACUUUUCUUUUUUUAUUUGAAAAAAUACUGAAAACCAUCCUUAUCUUUCCACUUAAGAAAAAUGUAUUACUUUGUGUCGGUCUGUCACGUACAAUCCUAAAUAAAUACAUUUGUGUUUGUGGAUGGAAUGUGACAAAACAUGGAAAAGUUCAAGGGGUGUGAAUAGUUUUUCAAGGUACCGUAACAGUAGGAUGCUGAAUUCCAAAACAGUCUGUGCUGCAUUGAUGCCUUUAUUAAAGAAAUCAUAUAAAUGUG